AUCUCAGAUUAGUACAAUAACACCACAAUAUAAAAGUAAGGACGGGCUCUAAUUUGAAGAUAUUCAACUACAUUGAACAGCGAAACAAAGAUGUGGGGGAUUGUGCUUUUGGAGGUUUUGGCGGUUUCUUUUGCCGGAAAUGAAGCUUUUAAAAUUUACACCGAAGGAAAUUUGAACUGUCAAAAUUCAGAGGUACAGUGUAUUACUAAUACAUCAUACACAACUUGUGCCACCGUAGAAUCGUUCACAAUACUUCUCAAUACCCGAAUAACAUGUCCUGAUGGUUACAUUUGUAAUGAUUCAACUUCAACUCCGUGUGUUUUACCAAACUCACAAAAAAACGAAACAGAUGACAACAGUGUAACUAGUACAACCAAUACAAUUAGUACAA
This is a messenger RNA of Leptinotarsa decemlineata (Colorado potato beetle), 391 nucleotides long. RefSeq lists its product as uncharacterized. NCBI's taxonomy places the organism in Eukaryota, Metazoa, Arthropoda, Insecta, Coleoptera, Chrysomelidae. The record is from RefSeq and is a predicted model, not a curated record. Gene Ontology annotation, molecular function: chitin binding. Gene Ontology annotation, cellular component: extracellular region.